AUGCAGGCGUUUGAAGAUCAAGAUUUGAUAAUUUAUCUCUUGAUUUCAGCUUAUAUUAUAUUAAAAGAUUUUGGAUUCAAUGCUUUGUUGCAAUUCCUGAUCCUACAUGGUUACUUCUUGUUCUGGCAAAUCCCAUACUUUUACUUGUGCAAUCGAUUCUUAUUACCUUAUCCUUAUCAUUCAGUGUACUCUCAGAGAGCAACUGAUUUUGAAUACCUUAUAGUUGAGAUGUUAAAGUACUUUUAUAAAUAUUUACAACAUGAUGAAAUUGGUAAGAUAUUCUUUGAGGAUCAAAUUUUCAGAAUCUUAAACAAAUUUAGAUAUAUUAGAGAGUUAGGAGAAGGUUUAGGAGAUAUUAGAUUUCAUGAUCUUCAAGAUCUUGAAAUAGGUAGAAAGGAUAUUAAGGGUCUUUUCUUUUAUUCUCAAAGUCGAGUACAAGCCUCAAAGCAUGAUAUUCUAAUCUUAUAUGUUCAUGGAGGAGUUGGAUUUGGUGAUGGACUUGAAAGUUAUCCUGCUCAAAUGUCACAUCUUUUGAAUUGUUAUCAAUAUCUUAGUGGUUUGGCUGAUGAUAAGUGUCAUAUAAUAGUUAUGGGAGAUUCUACUGGAGCAACUUUAGCCCUUUCAUUACUUUUGAAUAUUUCCAAACCUUCACCCUAUUUGAUAAAUCAUAUAAGAUCUCUAAAUAUGUAUAAUACUCAAGAAAAGCAACAAGAACAAAUUCAAAGUUUGAAUAGUUUAAGAAAACCAUCAUAUUCAAUAUUAAUAUCUCCUGUUACCAAUGUUGGUAAAUAUUCUAAUAUCAAAGAUAAUGAUGAUGAUUAUUUAUGUGAAAAUUCCCUUUCUAAUUGGUCACAAGUAUUUGCAACUCCUACAAUUCUCGAACAAGAGUCAAACGAAUAUAUUAGUCCCGGCCAAUGUAGGGAUUUAGAAACAUGGAAAUUAGCCUUACCAAAGUAUGGUAUUUAUAUUAGUUACGGAAGUGAAGAAGCCAUAACUGAAGAUAUUGAAGAUUUUGUUGAAUUAAUGAAGCAAACUGGAUGCAAAUUGAAAAUUGAUAAACAAUUUGCUCAAAUUCAUAAUUGGGCAAUUCUUAGUUUUUAUGGAGAAGAAUUAAUUGAUCAUCGAGAAUAUAGUAUUCAAACUUAUGCAGGAGUUUUAUCCAGAAUGCUUCUUUGGAAUACUGAUACAUUCUUCAGUAGUGAUGCUAAUCCCAUUCUUAAUGUUGUCACCAUUGAUGAUGAUUAUGUUUAA
Messenger RNA from Scheffersomyces coipomensis, 1251 nucleotides. RefSeq lists its product as uncharacterized. The transcript has 2 exons. The record is from RefSeq and is a predicted model, not a curated record. The coding region runs from base 1 to 1251 and encodes 416 amino acids. Lineage: Eukaryota; Fungi; Ascomycota; Pichiomycetes; Serinales; Debaryomycetaceae. Gene Ontology annotation, molecular function: lipase activity.